This is a messenger RNA of Dicrocoelium dendriticum, 1393 nucleotides long. Lineage: Eukaryota; Metazoa; Platyhelminthes; Trematoda; Plagiorchiida; Dicrocoeliidae. The record is from the annotation of a GenBank genome assembly.
CGAAACCGUGGGUUUGGUUACCUCCGCAACUUGCAACUGCAACAAUAGUACUUGGGUCUCGUAUCGUUGGGUCGCUCCGAACAGAACACCUGUUGCGCCACAUCUGUUACACCUCCGCUUCGUUUUGGAAACAAAGAAGCUCGAAUUCCCAAACCCUACUCCCACUACAUCCCUACUGGUGAUGUUUUCCUUUUUUGUUUGCAGUUACAUCUCUCUUUUUUCCCAUCUUGCACUGAGUUUGUACGAACCUACGGACGACGUUGUUCAACUUACUCCAGCGAACUUUGAUCAAGUAUUGUCGAGUGACUCCUUGUGGCUCGUAGAGUUCUAUGCUACCUGGUGCAAGCAUUGUCAGAAUCUGGCCCCAGAAUGGAAGCAAGCGGCAACGCAACUUAAAGGCGUAGUGCAUGUUGCCGCCGUCAACGCUGAGGAACACCAGUCACUUUCUGCCCGUUACGGGGUCAAAGGUUUUCCAACCAUUUUGGUGUUCGGAAAUAAUAAGAAGUCCGGUCCUGCCAGUUACACAGGCGCACGGCGGCGCCCUGAUAUCGUCAAGGAAGCCUUGAGACUGGUGACCGAAAUGGUACAAUCUCGAUUUCCUGGUGGAUAUUCCGACGACAGUCGCGGGGGUACAGAUGUCAUUCAGCUAACUGAUGAUAAUUUCGAUGAGACCGUGUUACGCAGCGAAGACCCUUGGUUGGUAGAAUUUUUCGCUCCCUGGUGUGGUCAUUGUAAGAAUCUCAAACCUCAUUGGGAGCGGGCUGCUACUGAAUUGAAGGGAAUCAUGAAAGUCGGUGCGGUAGACGCAACUGUACACUCAAGGCUAACAGCUAAAUACAACAUCGGUGCCUAUCCUACUAUCAAAUUCUUCCCAUCAGGAGCUAAACUUCAGGAACCAACGGAUUAUGACGGGGGUCGUACUUCGGAUGACAUCGUUCGUUGGGCACAGGACAAAGCUGACGCAUUAUUGCCUGCCCCAGAUGUCGUCGAGGUAGUCUCUCCAGAAACCUUCAAAGACGCGUGCGAAAGUCACUCCAUCUGUGUGAUUAGCGUCCUACCAACAUUGUAUGAUUGCCAGUCAGCAUGCCGAAAUAAGUACCUGAGUCUUCUCAGGGAACAAGCUGAGAAAACAAAGAAACAAAAAUGGGGAUGGCUGUGGACGGAGGCGCUACGACAGCCCGAUUUGGAGAGCAAGUUUGAUAUUGGCGGAUCUGGAUAUCCGGUACGUUUAUUGUUUCUAAGUUCUAUUUUGCGCUUUCUGCACAGUCUUGAUUUGUUUUGUUCUUGUGCUUCGGACAAAGCUUACCGAAGCCACACUCAGCCCGCUUUGGAUGCAUUACUUUGGAUUGUCCUUGUUAGUGCUAGUGCUCUUUUCACUUCUCAAGACGCAUGA